AUGGUUCGGACCAUUUUGGAGGCUAGUGGAGAUACUCUCAUGGGAAAGGAUAAGCUUGGGUACGAUCUACUAGCAACUGCACUCACGAUGGGAUAUAUCGAUUUGGCUACUUUACUCAUUCAGAAAGGAGCCAACAACUUGCCCGGGAAAGACGGUAGAUACUCAAACAAAUCAGUACACCUCGCGACACAGCAAGAAAAUGCUGAGUUGGUUCGGUUUUUGUUGGGGCAUGGAGUAUUCAUAAACGUCAUGUCAAGGACUGAUCAGGGCUUGACAUUGCUACAUAUAGCGACGAUGAGAAGGGAAAUGGAUAUUGCAAGGAUUCCUGUGAAGCAUGGUGCCCAGGUAGAUGGUCCGAUAACCGGAUCGGGACGGACAUCACUAUACCUCGCGGCAGCAACCGGAAACCUCGAGUGGGUUCAGUUUCUGGUAGAGAUUGAAGCAGAUCCCAGGUUGAAUGCCGAAAACAGAUUCUGUACACUACAUACCGUGGUGAAAGAGGGAUAUAUGGAUAUCGUCUGGUUUUUGGUGGCCGAAGGUAGGCUGGAUAUCAACGGAGCAACUGACAAUUGGCUCACAUCUCUACACAUGGCAUUGAGGGAUGGACGAAUAGAAAUGGUCAGGUUUCUCCUGGAAAAUAGUGCAAAUCCCAACCUAAAGACAGACCAGGACUAUGGACCGCUGCAUCUUGCUACGCAGAAAGGGUAUAAGGAUCUGGCUCAACUUCUCAUACAGCACGAUGGAUUUGUGUGGGUGGAAGGCACUUCUGGGUGCACACCGUUCGAUGAAGCGGUUAAAUAUUGCUCAAUGGAUAUGGUAGCACUUUUAUACGAGGAAGGAUACUUUCGAGCCCGCUAUGAGCAUAAUGUGAUGGAUACUGACCGCUACACAGGGCCAUAA
Messenger RNA from Morchella sextelata, 900 nucleotides. RefSeq lists its product as uncharacterized. The record is from RefSeq and is a predicted model, not a curated record. Gene Ontology annotation, molecular function: protein binding. The coding region runs from base 1 to 900 and encodes 299 amino acids. Lineage: Eukaryota; Fungi; Ascomycota; Pezizomycetes; Pezizales; Morchellaceae. The transcript has a single exon.